UGUAAUAUUACUUCAUGUUAUUUUUCUUUCAGCUCCUGAGAAGUAUGAUAUACCUUGUUCUCAGAUGACUCAACCGUCACAGACACCACUUUCUCAGUUUAGAGGAGCUAUUACGUCUCCUCUAAUUCGGGCACAUGCCUUUGUAGCUCUGGGAAAACUUUGCCUUCAAAACGAAGAUUUUGCAAAGAAGUCUGUAGCUGCUCUGGCAAAAGAAUUAGAGUGUAGUGAAGAUCCUACUAUUAGAAACAACGUAGUUGUGAUAAUGGCUGAUUUAUGUGUGCGUUACACUAUUCUGGUCGAUCCUUACGUAUCUUCAUUUAUUAUUACGUCGACAUCCACAUAUUUUUUAUCAGCAUUUGUAGAAUGCAUAUUUUAUUUCAAUUGUUACCUUUCUCAUGACACGUACAAUAAGUUUAAUCAGACUACUCGUGAACUUCAGUUGUUCUCCCUCCAAGGAAGUGAUAAUCAGGAGAAGAGAAUGACACUUUACAGAUUCAUGUUGGAAAACAUUAAUGAUGAGGAACGUUUCUAUCUGAAUUUGAAGCUGUGCCAGGACGUUCUCAGUGCUGUUACAGAUGGAAUUAUUCCACUGAGCCAGGAGAGUGAUGGUUUGAUUCAAGAUGCACUCGCUAUUUUAUGUUGUGAAGAAAUCAAGUUAUCAAGUUUAACUACAUCUGUACAGGAUGAAGUAGAAGAUGGAGAUAUGGCUGGAGCUAUUGUUGCGACUGCUAAGAAAACCAUUAUUUCUCAGGUAGUAAAGAGAAACGUUAUAGAGAAUGUUGUUCCCAUUGUUAUUAGUCUAAAACAUCGUCUGGAAGAGAACAAGUCUCCAUUGUUGAAAGAUUUGAUGUUGUUCCUGAGAGAACUGAUGAAAGACUAUAAAUCAGAAGUAAAAGAAAUAAUGUCGGCAGACAAACAACUUGCUAAUGAGAUUGAAUUUGAUCUUCGUCGUUUUGAACAACAACAAGAAGAAGAAAAACAAGAAAAAAGAAAUAUUGAAAAUGCUUUAAUGCAGAAAAACUCGAGGAAAGCAUCAGAAAAAGGUAACACACCUAAGCCAGCAGCUACAAGUAGUAUUAAUUCUCCUGAACUAGCCACUCCACACAAUGUUUUCAGAAUUAACACACCAAAAAGUAAUUUGAUGAAUUCGGUGAAGAAAGCUCUGGAGGCAGCAAAGCUAGUCUCUUCUCAAAGACGGUUGUCAAGAGCAAAAGGUUCGAGAAGCACUUGUAAUGAAAUUGGUUCUCCAAAUCUAUCUCAUAGACAACAGGAUGCACUAAAAAGAGUAAGUCUGUCCAGUUUUCCAGUUGUUUUGUUAGACAGAAUGGAUGUAGAGGCAGCUCAAGCAAAACUUCAGGAAAUGAGGGUACAUUCACCUAAAAAGGCUGAUGAAGUAAGGAAUAGGAACAGAGUUCGAGAACACUCUCAAACUCCAAGCCAUCACACCCCAAGGAAAAGUGUUAUUUCUUCAGUUUUGAAGCGGGCAAUUAGCACUCCUUCUGGUGUGAUUAGUAACAUAACCUUUCAAAAUCCUCUUGAUAUCAGUGCUAUUCCCUAUGUCACAUCAGAGUGUGAGAAAACGGAGGAAGAUGAAGACAGCUCAACUCCUUCGAUUCUGCUCCAUCUCCAGUCUCCAGAAGUCCUUCGUAAGCCUCGAAUGUGGCACUUGAAAACGUGAACUUACUCUGAGAAACAAGAAACCUCGGCUUUGGUUUUAUUACGCAUGUACAUAUGUUAUGUGAAUAGUGUUUGGACUUAGGGCACCUUGAAGAUGUCUGGCUGAUUAGGGUUUAAAUGGUUUUAUGAUUUUUUUUUUACAUUCAUGCUGGUAGUGUUAGAACAGAUUGUGUUUUUAAAGUGUAAUAUUUGACUUUAUAAGAGUGUAUAGUGAGAGAAUUUCUCAAUUUUUAAAUAAAAUAUACUUAAAGAAUUGGUUAAAGUUCUCAGCUUGACAUGAAUUUUCAGGUUUGUGUAAUUUAAUUUAUACAGAUAUACAUUACUCUUUGUCCCUGUUACUAGUUAUCUCUCAGAUUCCUGUUAGAUCUUUCCUUACUUGUGGACAUCUCUCAGGUUUCUGUUAGACCUUUCCUUACUUGUGGACAUCUCU
Messenger RNA from Limulus polyphemus (Atlantic horseshoe crab), 2107 nucleotides. Its product is annotated as condensin-2 complex subunit D3-like. Gene Ontology annotation, cellular component: condensed chromosome, centromeric region. Gene Ontology annotation, biological process: meiotic chromosome condensation; mitotic chromosome condensation. Bases 65 to 1678 code for a protein of 537 amino acids. Gene Ontology annotation, molecular function: histone binding. The transcript is spliced from 2 exons. The record is from RefSeq and is a predicted model, not a curated record. NCBI's taxonomy places the organism in Eukaryota, Metazoa, Arthropoda, Merostomata, Xiphosura, Limulidae.